Molecule: messenger RNA, 1502 nt
Organism: Amphiprion ocellaris (clown anemonefish)
Lineage: Eukaryota; Metazoa; Chordata; Actinopteri; Pomacentridae
Gene: pfdn4
Product: prefoldin subunit 4
Exons: 4
Coding region: 61-468 (135 amino acids)
Biological process (GO): protein folding
Cellular component (GO): cytoplasm; prefoldin complex
Source: RefSeq, a predicted model, not a curated record
GCGGUGUAGAUGGGUUUUUCAGCGGAACACCGCUGUCUGUAAACAGUCGAAGAAGACAAAAUGGCAGCCACCAUGAAGGGACCUGUAGCUGUUGAGGAUGUGAAUGUGACUUUUGAAGACCAGCAGAAGAUCAAUAAGUUCGCCAGGAACACGAGUCGGAUGACGGAGCUCAAAAAUGAGAUAGAAGCAAAGAAAAAAUUGCUGCAGAACCUCCAGGAUGCCAGUGAUGACCUAAUGAUGUCAGACGACGACUCUCUAUUGAUCCCUUAUCAAAUCGGCGAUGUCUUUAUCAGUCACACCCAGGAGGAAACACAAGAGAUGUUAGAGGCUGCCAAGGAAACACUGGAGCAGGAGGUCAAAGGCCUUGAGGAACGAGUGUCAGCGAUACAGCAAGUGCUGGGCGAUCUGAAGAUCCAGCUCUAUGCCAAGUUUGGUAACAAUAUUAACUUGGAGGCAGAUGAAAGCUGAGCAGUGAAAUGGACUUUGACAGCUGCUCCACCAUGGACUUUUACAUGCAGCUCUUGUAUCAGAUCCACAGGAUGUUUGCCAAACAGAAGAGCAACAUGUAUGGCGUAGGUUUGUACCUUCUGGUCGAUGUCUUCAGUGUAGUUCUGGGAAGCAAAUUCACAAGAACAACAAAGGUAAAGAUUAUUGGAUUAAAUAAAUGCACUUCGUUUCUUAUGUAUUCUAAGUGGCCCCUUGUUUAAUGUUCAUGUGCUUUUUUUUGUACUCUGUUGAUCAAACUGAAGUAAAAAAGAGUAAUAAAAACACUGUAAUAUUUUAACUUCUAGCAAAUUUAACCGUCUGAAACACUGCAGAGGAAUGUGUUUGAUUUGAAAUUUCACUUUGAUUCACGAAACUAAAAGCAGGACAAAUAUUAACAACAUAUCCCCCUGUGACACAUCAGUGUACUUUGGAAUUGACAACUGAAAUGAAAGACCUGACAAAAACUAACUGCUCAACUUUUUUUUAGAUUCAUCUUUUACAAAAAACAACAAAAAGCUGAAAUGUUUGCAGCCAACAAAUCUGUCAGAAUUGCAAUCACAGACCGAGCUAACAUGCAUGCAAAUCGAGGUAUCUUUGCUUAAUCUGUGUCCAUACUCUCUGAUUAGUUUCAGUUUAGAGAAACGGAUAAACGAAAAAGUAGAAAUCAGCCAUGAAAUCCACAUAACUCACUGGAAUUCAGAAAGAGGUAUUAUAAUUAGAAAAGUAAAAGAAAUAGACUUUUUCAAGACUACCUGACCAAAUGUGGGUGAUGCAGAGCCUUGACUGUGUGGUGUGCAGUGUUUUGAGGAAGAAAACAGUGAGUGCACUAAUAUCUGUGCUACAAAGAGCUCAUGUCAUUAAAUGAGGAAUUUAGUUUAAAUUUAUUUUUCAGCAUUUGUUUUAAUGCUUAUAGACACAAUAUAGACAUUACACUUUCUGAAUUUGCUCAGUAUUGAUUACUGCCUUCAUGUAUGCGAUUUAGCUAGCGAUAAUAAAUGCUGUACUUUUGGCCUGAA